Suillus subalutaceus is the source of this 4176-nucleotide messenger RNA. RefSeq lists its product as uncharacterized. The transcript is spliced from 10 exons. Gene Ontology annotation, molecular function: guanyl-nucleotide exchange factor activity. Gene Ontology annotation, biological process: intracellular signal transduction. The record is from RefSeq and is a predicted model, not a curated record. Lineage: Eukaryota; Fungi; Basidiomycota; Agaricomycetes; Boletales; Suillaceae. The coding region runs from base 1 to 4176 and encodes 1391 amino acids.
AUGAGACUUACUGCGGAUAUUUUAAGUCUGGACGAGUCUCCAUCUGCUGGCAAUCCCCUGGUGCCAGACCAUUCGUUUUUACAAACACCUCUCGUGCGGUCGGUCUCCGAGGGCGAAUCUUCUUUUCGUUUAGACUCAUCUCCAAUACACUCAUUUGCACGACCCCCCAAGGUGCCGCCGCUCCCAGAUCCCUCUCAGUUCCCAGACCCAUAUCCCCAGCGUUCCCCAUAUUCUCGCAUGUCUGAUAGGCUCUCUUCUACCCUACCCGCUCUCUCUUCUGAAGGUUCCUCUUCCGCAUCCACACGUUCGUCUGCAUACACUAGCUCCGGAAGUGCACUAACAUCGAGUGACUAUGGCCAUGUUCACGUCGCUACAGGAGAGGACGAGGAGAUUGGCGUCGCAGUAGGAAUCGCAUCCGACGAUGUGGAACAGAUCUUACAGACCAAGACUGUUGCUCCUUCAUCCGCAGGAAGGACUCCAAUAGACCAAACCAGGUGGUCAGAAUACUCAGCGAGUAUUCGAUCGAGGUCAUCUUCCAUCGGGCAAAAUAACACUCACAGCAUGCAUGAAAAUGGUGCACCGCGCCUUCGGGAAAACCCUAGCUUCGACAUGGGUUGGCAAACAGUAGAUGAAAGAGAUGAAGUUGGCGAAGAAGAUGACGAAGUUGACGACAAGGAGGAGGAAAGGACAUCUGCAGCAGUGGUAGCUGAAGAAGGCCGCGGCCUCAUUGUUAGAGGCGAAGGUAUCCCAGUUGUCCAGCUACGCGUUGAUCCGGGAACUACACAUCUACUCCUGGGAUCAUCUAGCACGCCCGGUACGAUACCGACUUUCCUGCUAGGCGUCUUACCGCAAAUAUGCAAUACCCUACUCGCACUCGACAUUUCUGCCAACUUCUUAAACGCGGUUCCUAUUGCUCUUGCUUCAUGUGAGAACCUAGAAGAGCUCAAUGUCGCGUCCAAUCCUGUUCGAGUCUUGCCCGCGUUCUUGACUAAUCUCACGUCCCUGCGUGUACUCAUCGCGGAUUCUACUGGUAUUGGUAGCCUUCCCGAUUCAUUAUGCGUGCUCGACAAGCUUCACACCCUUAGCAUUCGGAGGAACAAAAUGCAUUCCCUGCCCCAGCUGGCUGGUCCUUGGCAAGCCUUGGUCGAGCCACUGCUCGCUAAAACUUCGAUGCCACUGUUUUAUCCGCCCUCGACACCCAUGAUCCCCCCUUCUCCUGCCAGUCUUGCUGAUUCAUCUGUAGGGCCAGAGACCGACACGGACUCGGAACCUAAUAGUGCGGGUCCGGAGGGGCAAUCGUUAUCUCAAUUUGAUGACGACACUAUUACCCCAGCUCGAGCUCCAUUUCUUGGUCGUUCCGUAACCUCCCCGCCAACGCUACCUCUCCCCAAGGCUGUUCCGCGGGGUUUAACACGCACCAAGACUGCUCCAAACGGAUCAUUUUUCAGUUCAAAAUCGCGUCCCAGAACUGAAGCGGCUGAUGGACUCAGGAUAUCGAAGCGCGUAGAAGACUCGGGUUACUACACAGAUCACGAUCUGCGGAGAAUGAAGAGCGCGGGGGAACUACGUUCAUCUAUCGAUCAACAUGACUCUCAGAUUUCUCCGCAGGACUCACCCAUCGUUACCCCUGCCCGCCCAGCGCUCCCGACCUCAGCGUCCAGCUCGAAUUUACUUACCGUAGUAGGUGGCUCACCGGAAUCCGAUCGCUUGAACGUACCCAAGCGGUACGCCAGUCUCGGCGUUUCUUCGUCAGCGUCUACCCCCACGCGUAACCCGCGGCCAUCCUUACCUCAGACACUGUUCGAUCCGCCUUCAGGCACUCUAGAGCCCACAGUUCCUGAGUCCUUGCGUAUCUCUGCCGUCGAAACUAUUUCACCGGCGACUUCUCCGCGUCGACCACUGUUGCGUGAUCCACCUCAAUCUUCACCAGGUUAUGGGGAGAGGAACAGCACUGCAAGGCAGUCUCAGUCUCACUCCAAGGACAGAGAAAAGAGCGGGCGAUGGGGUUUCUUGAAGAAAAUGUCGAUGGGGAAGAUGCGACCCGGACCCGACUCUCCUGUUCCUCCAUAUCGCCCGACCACCACGUACAACCGCACGUCUCAGCCCGAGUCGGGGAUUGUAUCUGUCUCCAACCCCACGACGCCGUUCUCAAGCACGUCGCCUCAGAUUGACCUUCGCUUCUCUACUACAGAAUUUUUUGGGCCGCUCACGGGCGGCGCUCCUUCUGUCGCUUUGUCCCCACCAGAGCUAGAGAAUGAGGCCGAGAACGAGACUCCAACCUCUGAAACGGCUUCCCCGAUUCCGCCGCCUGCUAUACCUGGCAAUUUCCUUAUUCCAUCAUCUUCUCCUGUUCCACGGUCAUCCAGAAGAAGGAGCUUCUUGCCGGUCGAUGAUACAGCGACUAUUCCUUCGUCGUCACCUGUACCCUUUCUGGAACGCCUAUCAGGCGGUGAUAACGCGGAUGAGCCAAAGCCUGGUAUGUCAUCGAGUCCAAUUCCAGACUCGGAUAGCGUCGACUUUGCUACUCGGAGAGAGGAGGAACGAGCUCGAGAGGCAUACACGCGAGCUUUACGCUCUGUUAUGGCGUAUUUGAAGGAUAUGAACGAUCUUGGCACGUCCCAGGGUGGUAAUACCAUCAGCAUGUAUUCCGGAGUGGAAGAGAGUCCGUCGAGCGGAAUGCGCUCGCGCAGACCGACGAUCAUUGAGAGGACGAACUCUGACACGUCCGCAAUGUCGGCGAUUUCUCGAGCAGGAUCCAUGUCUGCGCAGCUACGGUCUCCUGAUGCCAUGUCCAGUCUGCGCAGUGGAACGGCUUCACAGACGGUCAGCGUUGCUGUCUCGGACUGUUCUCAAGAAGAGCGGAAGUACAAGGAUGAUAAAAGUAAGCGUGCACUUGUGGUUCGGGAAAUUGUUGAAACGGAGAAGACGUACGUGAAAGGCCUUCAAGAACUUGUCGAUAUAUACAUCAAGCCUAGUGCUGCUCCUGUCAACCUGAUCAGUGGUGUCGGUUCCGGCAAAGAAACAACCAUCCCCUCAGCAGAGAGGAAGAUCGUUUUCAGUGGCAUCGAAGGUCUCUUUUCAUUCCACAAGGAAAGCUUCCUUCCGUCGCUGGAGAAAGCAGCGGCUCCGCUGCUGCAGAAACCUCCUGGAAGUGAAGAGUUGGAUCCUGACGGUCAAUUAUCCGUGCAGGUAGCGACGGCUGUGGCUGGAUGUUUCUUGAGAUACGCUGCUUUCAUGAGGAUGUACUCGACAUAUAUCAACAACUUUGAUAAUUCUGUCCAGCGCAUCAGAUUUUGGUCGACAGAUAGGCCUGUCGCAGGAAACACUAGACCAGGCUCUACCCUAACACCCUCCUCCAGCACUGCCCAGCUUGCUGGGCUUGGUCUUGCUAUCUCCUCUCCUUCAGUCCCAGCCGUGAUGUCUGAUCCAUCUUCUCCAAGUCAUGCAGCACAUUUAACGUCUGGACAACGGAGACGAAUAAAACACUUUCUGAAACGUUGCCGCAUGAAUCCUCGUCAUUCACAACUCAAUAUGGAAGGUUAUUUACUUUUACCAGUUCAACGAAUACCACGGUACCGGCUACUAUUGGAAGAGCUUUUGCGAAGCACUCCACCAUCGUAUACCUUUUUGGAUGACUCGUUGGACCGAGCUCUGACAGAAAUAUCUUCGUUGGCAAACAACAUGAACGAAGGCAAACGAGAGUCCGAAUCUCGACGAAAACUUGUUCAAUGGCAGUCAAGAAUACGAGGCAAAUUCCCCAGCCCUCUGGUGCAACCACAUCGACGGCUCAUCAUGGAUGGACCUCUACUGCUCACUAGGGUGGUGCGAAAGACGGUCGUUUCAUUUGAGACGUUCAAUGCUCAGGGGGACGCCUCUGCUGUUCAAGUUGAUUGCCUAGCGCCAGAGCUUAACCCCCGGCCUCUUAUCGGAAUACUGUGCAACGACCUUCUUGUUCUCUGCAGGGAUCCUAGCGACGGGAAGGAUCCGAUGUCUGUGGUCGACCUGUGGGCGGUGCUGCGGAUGCAGACCUUGCCCCAACCGGCAAGCAUCGUCCAUGGAACUGUUUUGCGCCUGGUUGACAACAAGGCUAUCCUGUAUUUCGAUGCUCCAUCACCUUCUGAUGCUUUGAACUGGUUUAGAGCCAUUAAUCUGCAUAUACCUUCUGCAAAAGCAUAG